UUCAUAAUCGAAAUUCAGUCGAUUCUAUUAGCUUUAUAAUCGAAAUAAUCGAGCUAAAACACUGUAUGCCAAAGCAAUAACGAAACGCAAUUGGUUAUUGACAUUUUGGCGUGUAGCGAAGCUUUCGGCGAUGAAUGUAGCGUUUUUAUCACAUAAAAUGUAUUUAUUAUAGUUUUUAAGCGAAUUUAAUUAAACAGUAUGUAUGAUUAUUAUAUUAGUGACCACUAUAUACGUCCCUAAAUAGUUUUAAACUGAGAAUAAGGCGGUGAACACUUAAAAAUGAGUGUCCAAAAGAAUAACGGGCCCAUCAUAGACCCUGCGUUAUGCAGAUGCUGCCGAGCAAUAAAGAAAUGUAGGGUUCUAACAGCCGAAUAUAACUGGAUGGGUAAAAAGGAAGUCUACGCCGACAUGGUCAUGGAUUGCUAUGGUAUAUUGCUAUCCCAUGUGGAUGACAACGAGAAGGACUCAGGGGUGUGCGCAACCUGCGUGGUGCGCCUGCGCGAGGCCAUUGCGUUCCGGCACCAGGUGCUGCAGUGUGAGGAGCUGUUCCUGCAGGCGAAGCUGGCUCCGCCCGAGGAGGACACUAAUAACAUUAACUAUGAAAACAAACUAAAAAAGCUGGAGCUAGAGAACAUAGAACUGAAGACUGAGCCCAAGGACUACAACAGCGACCACAACUCCGUCGGGGACGACCGCCACGACGCACUACCUACUUAUAGUGAUGAUGAAGAUAACAAACCCCUAAAACCCGAGUCGAAGCCCGACGAGCUGCCCCUCAAGGACGAGGAAAUGAAGAGCGAAGACUCGGAGGAGUACAACGGGAGCUCCAGCGACUCCGACGAGCCCAUCAAGAAGAAGGUCAAGAGAAAAAAGAAGACGAACGGGAAGGAAAAGAAGAAGACGGCUAAGAAGCAGAAAGCAGGUACCUCAGCAAAGAAAACACCUAAAGUGAUAAAGAAACCACCGGUAGAAAAGAAAAACACCUACGACAGGGACCUAGAUUGUAUGUCAGAAGAAAAUUUACUCACCAUCAUUGAGUACUCAUACGUCUGUCCGUUCAAGAAUAGAAGGAAUAACUACUAUUGCUUCUACUGUAAGGACUACUACGCCAAACCAGAGGACCUCCGAGCCCACACAGUAUCCCACGACACGAAGCCGUUCCAGCUCCUCAUGGGCUACAAAAAAAUGCCCAAAAUCGACAUCACCCGCAUCGACUGCCGCCUCUGCACCACCAAGAUCGACGACCUAACCACAUUCAAACAACAUAUAGACCAAAUACACGGCAAAAAGAUAUACUUCGAGGCCCCAGACAAGAUGCUACUCUACCGUUUAACGUGGAACGACCUAGUAUGUGUUAUGUGCAGUGAUGUAUUUGAAGAUUUCAACGCUUUGAACACACAUAUGGUCGAACAUUUCAGUAAUUUCACCUGUGAUAUGUGUGGUAUGUGUUUCUUAGAAAAGCCUAGGUUAGACGCCCAUUUGAAACGACACAAGGAUGACGAGAGACAUACUUGUGAAGUUUGCGGUAAGGUAUUUAAGAGUAAUCAUUAUAAGGAUAUGCAUGUCGAUAUUGUUCAUAAGAAAAAGGCGAUAAUACGCUGUCCGCGUUGCGAUGAAUGCUUCAUGUCUUACGCUUUAAAAAAUAAACAUUUAACUGAAGCGCACGGACAGAAACGCACUUAUCCUUGCAAUUUAUGCGAUAAAAUUUAUAACAGACAGAAAACUUUAACUGAGCACCAGCGUAGAAAUCAUCAGAAAGUAUUAAAACAUCAGUGUGAAUAUUGCGAUCAAAGAUUCUACUUACCAUCCAGACUGAAAGAGCAUAUGGCAACACAUACUGGGGAAAGAAAUUUCCGUUGCGAGUACUGUGAUAAGAGUUAUCCCAGACUUAAAUCUUUGCAGUAUCAUAUACGGACGCAUACGAACGACCGUCGGUACAGAUGCCAUAUAUGUGGGCAGGCCUUUAUACAGAAUGCGAGUUUGAAAUCGCACAUUAAGAGUCAUCAUCCGGAGUGCGAUAUUGAGCAAUGUUAUUUUUAAGGUGACGCUUAAAAUGAAGUGCUUUAGUUGUCAACGCUUCGGUCAAACGUUUAAUUCUUUAAUAUGUCUACGUUCUUUGUACCACGGCUUGCAUGGGUCAUAUAUAUAUAGUCCUCCACAUCGAUUUCGAUGACGGCGACCUCAGCAAUCAAGGGUUUUUCCUCUUAUGAGCUCUUAUGUGGCUGGCCAGGCCAAACUUGCUCUUAAACACCCUUUCACCUUCACAACAGUAUAGUUAACCGGCCGCGUUGUAUGUAUACACGUAGGAGGGCUUAGGUCUAUCCUUGCGUAGUUGGCGUUUUACAUCUAAUGUAGCGAGGCGGUUUUCCUCAAACGACUUGGUAGAUUCGAAGAUGGUCAUGCACACGGUGGACAAAAAAUAUGUGCAUUCCCGUUGCCGGGGAGGUUUUGGGAUUAUACUGUGCAACUUUUACUAUGGGACCAACCCCGAAAUUGCGAAAAAAAAUUAUGGCUGUUUCAUACAUUUCAGCUGGUCCAUUUUCUAUGGGAUUGUAAAAAAAAUUUUCGCGAUUUCGGGAUUGAUAACAUAGUAAAAGUUGUUCAGUAUAAGCCCAAAACCUCCCUGGCAACGGGAAUGCACAUGUUUUUUGGCCACCGUGUAGAGGGUUUAGAUUAUCUCUCCUGUGGACAUAGCUAAAAUAAGGAGGUACAUGUUACCUGUUAACCUGUGUAAUAAAAUCAUUAGUUAUACCCCUUUUUUAAGAUUAAAAUUUUUCUAACCUCAAAAUUUUCUUCUGAAAUGCUAGGGUUCCUACUAUAUCUAAUUGUGCGGUACAAUAAUAUGUAAACUACACUAUAAUUCAGUGCAUAGUUACUCAUAUUUAAUUUUGGAGAAAAAAGUUACCACGACUGAGGUUACAAAAUUUCUAAUCCGAAAAAAAACGAACGUACGGUCACCACUUGUUGAUCCAUUUAGGGUUCAAGUCAAUUUGGUUGUAAAGUAAACCCUAAAUGGCUCAGCCAUUAAAGUCCGUAACUGUACAUAAAAGGAGGACUCAAAUUCACUCACUCAACUCAGAAUACUAUGUGAACCACAGGAGACCAGUUCUCACUAGACUUAAAUCUACCGGGAUAUAAACCGUGAUUACCUUUUAUAUUGUUUUUAUUCAGCUCCCUUUAUAACUGAGUGUAACUGCGUCGAAAUAUCGGGAGCUCAAAAAAAAAACAAUCUUCUUUCUUCCUAGCGUUGUCCCGGCAUAUUGCCACGGCUCAAGGGAGCCUGGGGUCCGCUUUGACAACUAAUCCCAAGAUUUGGCGUAGGCACUAGUUUUUACGAAAGCGACUGCCAUCUGACCUUCCAACCCAGAGGGUACUAGGCCUUGUUGGGAUUAGUCAGGUUUCCUCACGAUGUUUUCCUUCACCGAAAAGCGACUGGUAAAUAUCAAAUAACAUUUCGUACAUAAGUUCCGAAAAACUCAUUGGUACGAGCCGGGGUUUGAACCCGCGACCUCCGGAUUGCAAGUCGCACGCUCUUACCGCUAGGCCACCAGCGCUUAUACAAAAAAAAACAAUAUAAAAGGUAAUGACGGUUUAUAUCCCGGUUGAUUUAAGUCUAGUGAAACUAACCGUGAAUCAUUCAAAACUGAGACAACUUUUAUUAUGACUCCCAUACAUUGACUUAUAUAUUACUUCGUAAAGACGGGCCUUACGGGCACUAAAGAUGGUGCUGACACCGCUGUGCAUGAAUGCGAGCCAAGCGUGCAGUACGACGCAACUAGUUCCGACCGAUCGCGCGCGUGAUGCGAACCCAUCAACCGCGUUGUAGCAUUCCACCGAGGCACACCAAACGAGAAUGUUCGGUCAGAAUUAUAUGAAGGGCCUAUAUUUACUUUUGAAAUCUUCGCUCACAUAUCAGAUAUUUUACAAGCCGUGCAAAGAGAUAUUUACUUUGAACAAUAAUUGUAAUAUAAUAAUUAUGCAUUUUUUAUGAUUAGUAAAUUCGACUGUAUUAUUUUAAUUAUAUUAAUAUUUAUUUCUUAAAUAUUUUAAGUUAUACAUGAUAGAAGCAUAAACAAAUGGUUACCUAUUUUUGCUCUUCAAGACUGCUAUAUACAUACAUCACAUAACUUAUUUAAGUCGUAGACUAGGGGAUAUAAAGUCGCGGAUACUAUAUUUUGCACGUCUUAGUAUUUCUUUGUCUAUGGUUUCGUUCGUAACAAAGACAAUUUAUAAAAAAAGACUGUAAAUUUACAUUGUCGCGUGCUGCAUUGUUCUUAGAGUAAGACCACGCUAAGUUGACAGCGAUUUUGAUAGCCCAGCCUGUGCAAGUGUUAAUUGGGUGAAUCAACUUUUUUUGUUUUGUUAUCCUGUCCCGUUGUCCAAGGGACAACAGUGGCACAGUUUGUUGGAAGAGACGUUGUAUGCCGUUCUAUUAACAUGCUUAGUAGGGGGCCCAUUAUGGACAUUGGUUAUAACGACCACAAAAACGCAAGUUUGAUACAUAUAAGUACCAUAAAAUUAGUAUUUCAAUGAACUUUUGUCCCCUGGACAACUAAUCGUAACCAUGGCAACGAGUGACGCUAAAAAGUUGAUUCUCCCAAUUAAUCAUCAUAAUUUAAAAUAAUACUUGUAUUGUCUGGGCUGUUAAAAUCGUUGUCAACUUAUCUUGCGUUGACUCUCCUUCACUUAGAGGUUUCCGACGGGUCUCUAUUGUUUCCGUAAAGUUUUAAGUCAAUGUAUUGUUUGUCCGCAUUUUCGUUAGACAUAAUUUGGUUUUUCUCAGAAACGCGUAUCUUUUCAGGAUUGCCAUAAAACAAACCUAACCUAACCUAUCUAUAGGAUGACCUAAGGAAAUUCCUGAAAAGUUAACGGUUUCAGAGUUAUGACUAUCAUUACAUUAUGAGUUUCAAUAAUUAUGCGAAAGAGAGGGAUCCGGUUUUCGACGUAUAAAAAACCGGCCAAGAGCAUGUCGGACCACGCUCAGUGUCCGGUUCCGUAGUUAACUGUCUGUCACAAUAGACCUUAACGGGUGCUAUUUGUAAGUAUCAUAUACAUUACAAGCAAAAGCAAGUACCUUCACAGCGAUUUGGACGUUUUUUAACUAUGAAGGGAACAUUUUUGCGAUAACUCAAAAACGGCUUUACUAAUCAUGUCGGCUAUCAAUUUCAUUCAAUGUCUUUAUCAAGCUUUAAAUUUUGGUUAAAAAGCUAGAGGGGGGGGGGGGGAAUAUUUUUUUACCUUCAGCUAAUAUUAUAACCGUAUUAACCGGAACUCUAUUCCCAACUUCUGCUUGUAAUAUUAGUUGUAAAUUGAGAGUUGAAUACAAUUUUCGUCAGUCGCAACACUCGUGACAUCUAGUGUCAAGUAGCGGUACUGAUAAAUCCGCUACUUGACGCUAGAUGUCGACUGCGAAAAUAAUAAGCGUUUUGGUAAGAAAACUGAUGUAUGGGGUGAAAGCGCUUCGCUUACUUAUUUCUCUAUGGCGAGAUGUAGAGAUUACGACUUAGUAGAUAUUGACAGUCUUUAUUAUGUACUUGUCUUGAACCUUAGUGCUGCUACUUAAUUUAAAUUAAAUAAAUUUACAUUACGUAUUGGUUUUAAGUAGCCAUUUAUUUUUAGAGUAAUUCGUUCAUAUUAUGAUAAUUUGCAAAUAUUCCGCCUCAUAGUUUACAUGCGAAUAAUGUUUUUAAAAAAGUUAUGGAGCCAGACCAAGAUAAGUUGGCAGCGAUUUUGAUAGUCCAGACAGCGCAAGUGUUAUUUUAAAUUUCUGUAAAAUUAUGACGUUUACUUAACACUUUAAGAGAGACUUUACACUCACUUUUUUUUAAGACUGGUAUGGGCAUUGUGAAUGUCAUCUCGCUUUGUGUGGUAGGGCACAGCACAGCGGAUGUCAUUCCAGAUCUAGAGCAGAGCCCAACUGGGGAAGUACCUCCACCUUACAGAAAACCGCAGCCAAAUAACACUAGACCCUACUCAUAGUGUUGUGUUCCUGCCGGUGAGUAAGGUUGCCAGAGCUCAACGAGGGGUGGGCGAGGGGUUUAGGGUCGGCAACGCGCAUUUAACUCCCCUGGAGUUGCAGGCAUACACAGGCUACGGAGAUUGCUUACCAUCAGGCGGGCCGUAUGCUUGUUUGCCACCGUCGUAGUAUUAAAAAAAAACUUGCACAGGCUGGGCUAUUAGAAUCGCUAUCAACUAAGCUUGGUCUGACUCUAUCUUCAUUAUAUACAUCUUACUGUAUUUUACCAUAAACAAAGAGUAUAUAAUACGUAAAUCAGUAAAAUUAAACGU
Messenger RNA from Cydia pomonella (codling moth), 6288 nucleotides. RefSeq names its product zinc finger protein 37 homolog. Gene Ontology annotation, cellular component: nucleus. The transcript is spliced from 6 exons. The record is from RefSeq and is a predicted model, not a curated record. NCBI's taxonomy places the organism in Eukaryota, Metazoa, Arthropoda, Insecta, Lepidoptera, Tortricidae. Gene Ontology annotation, molecular function: DNA-binding transcription factor activity, RNA polymerase II-specific; RNA polymerase II transcription regulatory region sequence-specific DNA binding; zinc ion binding. Gene Ontology annotation, biological process: regulation of transcription by RNA polymerase II. Bases 280 to 2040 code for a protein of 586 amino acids.